CUUCGUAUUCCACAAUUCAUGUAAGAAUGACAACCAGUAGGCUACGGUGAAAGCAGAAAUUCAUAUUUCAAGUGUGACCCACAUAAUGACGAAGGAUGGAAGUGGUUGGGCUUAUUUGAACAUACAUUUUUAGAGUGCGGUACUACCAGUGCCUGUUUUACUGCGAAAACACACUGCUAAACCAGCGAGAAGAGAGGAAGGAGGGAGUGUCUAUUUGUCGGGUGGCUUAUUGCACUGAAGCUUCUCUCCAUCUCUCAGCCUUCCCAGCAAAGACGCCAACGGAGAGAAUAUCUGGGAGAAAUCGGACAGCGUGAUGAUAGGGAAAGACCCAGUCUGAGCCAGUUGUCAACUCCAGUGGAAGAGCCUCUGCCUGAGCUUUGCGGACCUUGCUUUACCUCCUAUCUUUCCACCUGGGUCACUGGAUCUCCUGACAACAUCACUUUCUUAGCUCUUCCCCAAGACACGGCUCUAUACCCCGGGGUGCAAACCCUGUCCAUCUCCCUCUGGUUCCCUGGACCCACUUCACCCUCACCUCUCCCCCAGCAACCCUUCCCCUCCCUGGGCCGAGAUAUAGAUGUCUGUGCCCUCGGCCUUGGAGUUCCACUGGCAGAGCCUGGCUCGGCUGCCCAGCGGGCGUGUCUACCACUCCCUGGCAGAGGUGGGGGGGCAGAUGUACAUGCUGGGGGGCUGUGAUGCUGCAGGGAGGCCCUCCCCAGCCCUGGAACUCUACUCUCCAGAGGGGGAUCGGUGGCUGAGCCUUCCCCCCAUGCCCACCCCUCGGGCGGGUACGGCCGUGGCGGUGCUGGGCAAGCAGAUCCUGGUGGUGGGCGGUGUAGGGGAUGACCAGCGCCCUCUGAAGGUGGUAGAGGUGUACAACACAGAGGAGGGGAGGUGGAGGAAGAGGAGCGCCCUCAGAGAAGCACUGAUGGGGGUGGCCAUCAUUGUGAAAGAUGGACGUGCGUUGGCUGUAGGGGGUAUGGGUGCAGACCUGCUCCCCCGUAGUAUACUGCAGCAGUAUGACAUGAGGAAGGACGUGUGGGCACUACUGCCCCCUAUGCCCACACCGCGGUAUGACGCUACCGCACACCUGCUGGGCAACAAGAUCUACGUGGCAGGUGGGCGUCAGUGUAAACGCACGUUGAAGGUCUUCGAGGUAUACGACUCAGAGACACGCUCCUGGACUACACUACCCAACAUGCCGUGCAAACGUUCGUACGGGGGCAUGUUCUGGGACAGUUYGGGGAGGCUGUGUCUGCUGGGGGGGCUGAGGAAGGGAGGAGGCCACCAGAGCUCCAAAUUCACCAAGAACGUCAACAUCUUUGAUACUAACCAGGGGUCAUGGCUGAAGUCAGAGGACACGGUGGCCAUGAAGACUAAGAGGGCUGACUUCGCCUCAGCUUUCCUCAGGGGCAGGAUGGUUGUAGCAGGAGGACUUGGUCACCAACCCUCAGUUCUCGACACGGUGGAAGCCUUCCACCCUCAGAAGAGGAAGUGGGAGAGACUGGUUCCUAUGGCAAUGCCACGAUGCUCCGCCUCCUCCAUCGUCAUCAGGGACCGCCUGCUGGUGGUUGGAGGAGUUAACCAGGUCCCUAGUUCAGCCCAUGAGAUCCUGUACGUGAAAGAGGAGGAGUGUCUGUAGGCUCAAGGACAUGUCCCUUACAUGAUGAUAGACAGCAGGAAGACAGCAAGAAGAUUCCUGGAACAUUCUAUUCAAGAUCAGUGGCUCCAGUGCUUUUCAGAAUGGCUGCUGGUCUUGGACAAGUGCAAUAUUUUCCAAAGAUCUACAGCAGAAUAGUAAGGAAGGGGAAGUCAUGCCACAAACACAGAACAUUGCUCUCUGCUGGGUUGUCUAUACACACUCAAACAAACACAGAUUAGAUCCCACACACAGAAUUGAUCCCAAUAAUAACCAUACUGACUCACAGCAUCCAAAUAUACUCUACACAGACGAGGAGCUGGUUUUCUCUGUAAAUAAGUUAUAUAUACGAGUUUUAGUAAUGAGAAGAUUCCUCUGCACUGUGUGUGUGAUAUCCCUUUAGGGCAAGGCUCUCCAACCCUGUUCCUGGAGAGCUACCGUCCUGUAG
This is a messenger RNA of Salvelinus sp. IW2-2015, 2084 nucleotides long. RefSeq names its product kelch domain-containing protein 8A. The record is from RefSeq and is a predicted model, not a curated record. NCBI's taxonomy places the organism in Eukaryota, Metazoa, Chordata, Actinopteri, Salmoniformes, Salmonidae. Gene Ontology annotation, molecular function: protein binding.